Mytilinidion resinicola is the source of this 255-nucleotide messenger RNA. Its product is annotated as ankyrin. Gene Ontology annotation, molecular function: protein binding. The transcript has a single exon. Lineage: Eukaryota; Fungi; Ascomycota; Dothideomycetes; Mytilinidiales; Mytilinidiaceae. The annotation marks the transcript as partial. The record is from RefSeq and is a predicted model, not a curated record.
GAACUAGUGCAAAUUCUUCUCAAUGCCGGUGCAGAUGUCAACGCUCUACCAGCGGAUAACAAUGGAAGAACAGCCCUCCAAGGGGCAGCUGAGGACGGUGACAUCAAACUGGUGCAAAUGCUUCUCGAUGUCGGUGCAGAUGUCAACGCUCUACCAGCAGAUGAGUGUGGAAGAACGGCUCUCCAAGCGGCAGUUCAGAACGGUAACAUUGAACUGGUGCAAAUUCUUCUCGAUGCCGGUGCAGAUGUUAACGCU